AUGACGCACAUCUUUGUUUAUGGGACCCUGAAGAAGGGCCAGCCCAACAACUUUCGCAUGUUUGACCACAGCAAUGGAAAAGCCGAGUUUCUCGCCUCUGCCUUCACAACGCAGAAAUACCCUCUGGUGAUCGCCGGCAAGUACAACAUCCCUUUCCUCCUCAACCUUCCUGGAGAGGGUAACAGAGUUCAUGGGGAGAUCUACAAAGUGGACGACCAGAUGCUGAAAUUCCUGGACGACUUUGAAAGUGUCCCUACCUUGUACCAGCGGACUGUGGUGGAGCUGGAAGUGAAGGAGUGGACGGGGGAUGCAGAUGGAGCGGGAAGACCAUCACCAGGAAGCAUCGUAGAGGCGUCCUUCUACAGCACCACCACUUACCAGCCAGAAUGGCUCUCGCUGCCCAGCUCUGAGAGCUACGACGCAAACGGAGAUCAUGGACUCGUGUAUGUGACCCGAGAGGCAAGAGACUGA
Messenger RNA from Menidia menidia (Atlantic silverside), 471 nucleotides. The record is from the annotation of a GenBank genome assembly. Lineage: Eukaryota; Metazoa; Chordata; Actinopteri; Atheriniformes; Atherinopsidae.